AUGGACUGCCGGCGCCGGAGGCCUGGAACAGAUUCCUACCUUGUGCCGGCGCCGUUCAGCUCAGCGGCUCGUGCAGUUCAGCUUCUUUGCCUGGUUUGGGCCACCGUCGCGCUUGCCAUGCACCCGGAGUGGCAGGACCACGCGCGCCGGGAGGUCGUCGCCGUCUGCGGCCGCCGUGGCCUCCCCACCAAGGACCACGGCCACCUCCCCAAGCUUAAGACACUCGGCAUGAUCGUGAACGAGACGCUGAGGCUGUACCCGCCGGCCGUGGCGAUGGUCCGAAGGCGAAGCGGGACGUGGAGCUCGGAGGGUGCGUGGUGCCGGCGGGCACGGAGAUCAUGAUCCCGAUCAUGGCCGUGCACCACGACGCGACGGUGUGGGGCGCCGACGCCACCGAGUUCAACCCCGCGCGGUUCGCAGAGGACGGCGACCGGCCACGGCAUCCGAUGGCGUUUAUGCCGUUCGGCGGCGGCGCGCGGGUGUGCAUCGGGCAGAACCUGGCGCUGAUAGAGGCCAAGGUCGCGCUGGCCGUCGUUCUGCAGCGGUGCGAGUUCCAGCGUAUGUGCACGCACCCAGGGUGCUCAUGAUAGACAAGCCGCAGUACGGUGCGCCGGUCAUCUUCCGGCCGUUUUGACCCACCGCGAUCUCGCAGCGGAUCUCAGAAAUCCAAAUAGGAUUCAAUUAAUUCCUUCCUGUAAAUUAUCAUCCCCCAUUGUCAACUGCAAGUAUAUAUAAGUAUACCAUAAGUGACAGGUAUCAGACAUA
This is a messenger RNA of Phragmites australis (common reed), 765 nucleotides long. Its product is annotated as cytochrome P450 734A5-like. Gene Ontology annotation, biological process: brassinosteroid metabolic process; brassinosteroid homeostasis. The transcript is spliced from 2 exons. The record is from RefSeq and is a predicted model, not a curated record. Gene Ontology annotation, molecular function: oxidoreductase activity, acting on paired donors, with incorporation or reduction of molecular oxygen; monooxygenase activity; heme binding. Bases 1 to 342 code for a protein of 113 amino acids. Lineage: Eukaryota; Viridiplantae; Streptophyta; Magnoliopsida; Poales; Poaceae.